GAGAGCCGAGGACAAAACUUGCUCCAGUGCUGACGCCCUCCCGUGGACCUAGGUUUUUCAGCUCACUUGCUCUGCUCCGCGAGGUGGGGUGGACAAGAGAUGUCCCCCAGAGGCAGUUUGCCGGCGUCAGCGGUUGUCAGCACGUGCUUUCGGACCUGUCUGGGACCCAGGGGCAGGCUGGCCAGAUGCGAUGCAGAGCGCCAGGGCCCAGCCACCGGGCCUGGGUGCCUCGCGGCUGGGAUUGUCUCCACAGUAUGUGGCAAGACCAGUUUCCAAGGGAAGAUCUUUGGCGGUCAGAUGGCAAAACCUGGGCGGUGGCCAUGGCAGGCCAGUCUGCGCUUACAUGGCAGGCAUAUCUGUGGAGCAGUCCUCAUCGACAAAAACUGGGUAGCCGGCGCUGCCCACUGCUUCCAAAGGUCUCACAACCCAAGAGACUACAACAUCAGGCUAGGGUACACCAAGCUGAGCAGUCCCACCACGUACAGCAGGGAGUUGUCAGUGUACAAGCUCAUCGUUCACAAAGACUACGACAAAUUCUACCGCCAGGGAAGCGACAUCGUCCUGAUGCAGCUGGAAUCGCCGGUGGAGUUCAGUUCCCACAUCCUCCCAGCUUGUGUCCCAGACAAAAACACAACAAUCCCCAGUCACAAGGCCUGCUGGGCAAGCGGCUGGGGGCAUCUCAGAGAGGAUGUGCGCCAGCCUUUACCUGACGACCUCCAUGAAGUACAGCUUAUCCUCAUGGACAACGAACAGUGUAAAUCGUUUUUCCCAGCACCAUCCCCUGGCUCCACCAGAAGCUACUACAUAUAUGACGAUAUGGUGUGUGCGGCUGACUAUGGUAUGACAAAGUCCAUCUGUGCAGGAGAUUCCGGGGGCCCCCUCGUCUGUUUACUGGAUGGCUCCUGGUACUUGGUGGGGCUGACCAGCUGGAGCGCAUCAUGUGAGACCCCGAUCGCCAGCCCCAGUGUCUUCGCCAGGGUCUCCUACUUUGACAACUGGAUUAAAGAACACAAGAAAGCAUCGCCAGAUCCAGGGCCACAGGGGCCCUACAGGCCCCCUCCGCAUCAAAGACCCCCUCCCUACAGGCCAAGACCCCCUGGGGAUGGGACUCCCUGGAACAGUGACAAAGACCAAGGCACUAUCAUCUGCAUGGCCCUGCUGUCUUCUCAGGUCCUCCUCCUCCUCCAGCUGGUUUAGUUCAGGAACAUGUCAUGGACCCACAGGGCCUUCGACAACCAGCAUUUCUGAGAGCUCCUCACUGUGUGUUGUUUUUCAUGCCUCCAUCUGGGGCUCCCCUGUCCAACUGAGGCCACACUUGCCCUAAGUCAGACAAAAUACAAAAAGGAAAAUAAACAAAAAGAAAAAACUAAA
Peromyscus leucopus (white-footed mouse) is the source of this 1371-nucleotide messenger RNA. Its product is annotated as serine protease 40-like. The coding region runs from base 100 to 1197 and encodes 365 amino acids. The record is from RefSeq and is a predicted model, not a curated record. The transcript has 5 exons. NCBI's taxonomy places the organism in Eukaryota, Metazoa, Chordata, Mammalia, Rodentia, Cricetidae. Gene Ontology annotation, molecular function: serine-type endopeptidase activity. Gene Ontology annotation, biological process: proteolysis.